Molecule: messenger RNA, 231 nt
Organism: Debaryomyces hansenii CBS767
Lineage: Eukaryota; Fungi; Ascomycota; Pichiomycetes; Serinales; Debaryomycetaceae
Exons: 1
Coding region: 1-231 (76 amino acids)
Source: RefSeq, a predicted model, not a curated record
AUGCAUUUACCCGAUAAACCGUCAGAUACUGGAUAUUUUAGUCCUCAGCAUGGAUAUUAUGGUAUAAAGGUUAAACCACAUAGCUAUUCUGGAGCACCUACACCAUUCAUUGGCAAGCAGACAUCUCCUAAAGAUUUCCUUGAAAAUGCUAAGAAUAGAGAACAUCAGAAAGAACUUGUUAAGAAAGGAGGUAAAAAGCUAUUCCAUAUGCUAAAGAAUAAGUUUGAUUAA